GGUUAGUUAGAUACCAGGAAAGUUGGGUUAUGUUGUGUCAAAAAAUGAAUUUUUCACAUUAAGCAAAAUAUCGUAAUAAUAAUAAUACAAAAUGAGGCUAACAAAUUUAUUAUUUUCUCGGGUUGGAAAAUACUCCAAGGAUUACUCGAAUUUGCCCGACAGUUAUAUAAAAAGAGCGAUGGAACAAGUUUACUGGAAAAAUCCAAAAGGUCCGCAAUAUAGGCCCAACGCUGUAGUGCAGAGAAAAAAGUUUCAUUUUGAUACCGAAAGACCGUGGUCAGCGCAAUUCAGGCAAGAAAAUUCGCCCAACCGACAUCACAAGAAAAUUUUCGUUGAACCCAUUAAGGAGUGGAGUUUCUUUAGAGGAGAUCGUGUGGAAGUAUUGGUUGGAAAGGAUAAAGGCAAGCAAGGGAUUGUCAAGCAAAUAAUUCAGGAAAGAAACUGGGUGUUGGUUGAGGGACUCAACUGCGAGCUCAAGAAACUUGGGGACGAUAAGGAAUUUGCUGGUGUAUAUGUUCAAUCAGAAAAACCUUUAUUAGUCACUUCAGAGGUGUCCCUUGUAGACCCUUCCGACUUCGCCACAACAGGUUUUGAAUGGAGGUUCACUGAAAGCGGGGAACGAGUCAGAGUUUCAACUAGAACAGGCAGAAUAAUUCCCACACCUCCCAGUGCAGAAGAAACUAUCGAUUAUAAAACCAAGUCCACCUAUAAAGAACAACCCAAGGAUACAGUAGCAGAUGAUGUCACUGAAGUGACAUUUGAGCCCAGAUUAGCAACGUUUGAAAUGGACCUUAUGGAUAAAAUGGGCAUCAAGGAAGACAGAGUCCCACCCAAGUCAUUUUGGUAUUAAAAUAGUUUAUUAAUAAAUUUGUAAAUAAGGUA
Brassicogethes aeneus is the source of this 882-nucleotide messenger RNA. Lineage: Eukaryota; Metazoa; Arthropoda; Insecta; Coleoptera; Nitidulidae. The record is from the annotation of a GenBank genome assembly.